This is a messenger RNA of Aplysia californica (California sea hare), 1732 nucleotides long. Its product is annotated as lupus La protein homolog A. NCBI's taxonomy places the organism in Eukaryota, Metazoa, Mollusca, Gastropoda, Aplysiida, Aplysiidae. The record is from RefSeq and is a predicted model, not a curated record. Gene Ontology annotation, molecular function: RNA binding.
ACAGUAGUUCUUUGCUCCUUACUCUUGGCCAAGACCCUUAGCCAAGACACAUAUAUCAUGGUAGCCUUCAGAAAUGUGUGAAAAAAUAUACAUGACGGGGCUUACAUUUCUUUUUUUGGAUAGUCUAAGAAACACAUCGAUAAAUUAUUUAUAAUAUAAUUUCGUGUCUUCCACACUGAUAGCACAGACAUCACUUGGCAUAUAAAUUUUAGCUGGAGUGGGCAGAAUCUUUUUCUACUUUCACUUUCAACAGCAUGCUAGUGUCCCUGGCAGGUGGCAACCCUGCUUCGACACCACGACGCGUCAAGACAGAAGACAACUGUGGAUUGAGGAUUGAGGAUUGACUGAGCGCUUUUUCAGUGAGACGGCGUGAGAGACCCUCAGCCUUACCAAGGUCUUCUGUUAGGCUAGUUGUAUAUUGAUCUAGAUUCUAGAUUCUAAUUCUUUUCCGAGUGCUGUGCUAUCAGUGAGUCUUUAGAUUUCUGUGACCGUACUGAAGAGGGAACCGGGAAAAUUUAUCGAAAUGCAGUCUUUAGCCUCCCGGUUGAAGCAGCUUCUGAACUCCACGGAUCCCCACCAAGCCCAAAGCCAAAGUCCAAACACUGCCACCAACUCCACCAACGCCAACUCUAAUGUUGACCAUGCAGAAACGAAGUCAGAAAAUGACCUCGUUGAGAUAAAGGAGGGAGACGAGAGGAGCUGUAGUCCGCCCCGACCAGUUCCCAGCGUAGAGGAUAGGCUUGAUGACGACAACGGCAGUUCUACUGACAACGAGGAGGGAGGUGACCAAGCGGGCAAGUCUGCGUCAGCCCGUACAACAAGGAACUGGGGUUCAGAGGUCAAUGCCAGAUCCGUCUAUGCUGAAGCGUUCCCUUCAGACGCUGAGUUCUGUGAUCUGAUGACUUUCUUCCAGUCGUACGGGUCUGUGGAGAACUUGGUCAUGAGAUAUCACUAUAACACCACUGACUUCCAGGGUUCUGUCUUCGUCACCUUCUGCUCAAGGGAAGAUGCCGAGAAAUUUGUGAAGGAAGAGGAUACUAAGUAUCAGGAGGCGCCAUUAGAGAAAAAAUAUUUCAAGGAAGACUACUUCAGGAAGAAUAAAAAGAAACGAUUGAAGAAGAAGCAGAAGCAAAAGAAGAAGGCGGCCCAGGCUUCCAAAAACUUGGAACAGGAGAAGGAAGAGAAGCUGAGGUCAAGGGUGAAUUUGACGGAAAGUUCUGUCCUGUCUCUGACGGGAAUGGGCCCGGAUACCUCGAGAGAGGACAUCGAAGGUGUUUUUUCACCGUUUGCCAAAGUUGCUUAUGUGGAGUUUCAGCGAGGAGACUCAGAGGGCUAUCUGAGGCUCAAGGAAGCCCACGCUGCCCGCCCUACCAUGGAGAAAGCCAAGGCCUCCAAUGACGGGAAGGUGGUCAUUCACGGCCGGGAGAUUGAGAUGAGGGUGUUGGAAGGUGAGGUCAGUGGGACAGGAGAAGAGGACGGGACUAUUGAGAGGAUGAUCCAAUAAUGGUGAGCCGUCUGCUCACCACUAAGCUGUCACAUCGCUCGGCCGACGGUGGGUUUGUGUGCUGUUCCAAAGGUCAAGGUCAUUCAGCAGAUGUGGGACGUCCCGACUGUCAGCCGAGCAUGUUCAAGGUCCACACAGCACUGAGGGCUUCAGGCACGAGCCAUGUGGAGAUGUCGCCGGGGGUGUCGGGGGAUGUCGCCGGGGGUGUCGGGGAUGGUGUCGGGGGAU